This is a messenger RNA of Aureobasidium vineae, 906 nucleotides long. NCBI's taxonomy places the organism in Eukaryota, Fungi, Ascomycota, Dothideomycetes, Dothideales, Saccotheciaceae. The record is from the annotation of a GenBank genome assembly.
AUGGCUCCUCAAAUCGCAUGGAUUGGCCUCGGCAACAUGGGCCGUAACAUGGUCGAAAAGGGCAACCUUUCCAAUCCCAUCAUCCUCUUCAACCGCACGCAAUCUCGUGCCGAUCAGCUCGCGUCGAGUCUCGGAUCUGGCAAGGCCAAGGUUGUCUCGAGCAUUGAAGAGGCUGUCCAUGCUUCAGAUAUCAUCUUUACUUGCGUGGGAGACGACAAGGCAAUCGAAGACACCAUCAACUCUGCUCUGAAGGGAAAUGUAAAGGGCAAGUUGUUUGUGGACUGCUCUACUGUCCAUCCCGACACCACAGACAAGCUCGCAAAGACCAUCAAUGACCAAGGUGCCGAGUUUGUGGCCUGCCCUGUGUUUGGUGCUCCUGCCAUGGCGGAUGCAGGUCAACUUGUUUGCGUGCUGGCUGGUCCUGCCGAUGCCGUCGAAAAAGUCAAGCCUUACACGACUGGCGUCAUGGGCCGUGCCAUUAUCGACUACUCUGGCGAACCUCAUGGCUCUGCCACGAGACUCAAGAUCAUUGGCAACACAUUCAUCCUCAACAUGGUCGAGACUCUUUCAGAAGGUCACGCUCUUGCCGAGAAGUCGGGCCUUGGUUCAGACAGACUCCAUCAGUUUGUCGAGACCAUGUUCCCUGGCCCAUACACUGCAUACAGCAACCGAUUGCGCCAGGGCGAUUACUACAAGCGUGAAGAGCCAUUGUUUGCUGUAGACCUUGCAAGAAAGGAUGCUGGACAUGCCUUGGCUCUGGCCAAGACUCAUGGUGUCAAGAUGAGAGAUGUCGAGGUUGCCGACCAGCAUCUGGCCCAGGUCCAGAAGCACAUGGGUAGCAAAGGAGACAUUGCUGGCAUCUACGGUGCCGUCAGGCAAGAGGCAGAUCUCAAAUUUGAGAACUAG